GGUUUAUUGCAUGUCUCCGGGCGCUCCCUUCUUCUGCGCAUGCGUGCUCCAACAAAACCAUAACAUGUAAAACACUGAGAAAGACAAACCUGAAACUCAUGAAGUGGCGGACUAACAGGGUUUAGUGUGAGAGACUUGUACAACUUGAAAACAGAACAGCAUGUUUGCAAAAAAGAAAAAGGAACCUGCGUCCAGGGGCCAAGGUGCUGCAGCUGCCAAACAGAUGGGGCUGUUUAUGGACCCAGAGGACAUGAUGAAGGGCAUGGAUGAAAACCUGGACGACCCGGAUCUGGAGGCUGAACUGGCUGCUCUCACCGGGGGAAAAGCUGCAGCCAGAGGGCGAGCCAAGGCCAAAGGCAAGGCUCCUUUGCCCAUGGAGGAUAUCGCUCGAAUGGCCGACGAAUGUAUGAAAGAUAUAGAGGAUGACGAUGAUGAAAAUGUUGAAGAUGAUGAAGAUCUGUUGGCAGAGCUUCAGGAAGUGGUGGGUGAUGAGGAAGAGGAAGAGGAUGAAGACUCUGGCCAGACCACAUCCGUUACAACAGAGUCGAGUGAAGCAGUAACUCCAGAGGCUCCUCCUGCACUGCAGGAGUCCGCCCCAGUGUCCUCUGCAGCUCCAGGCUCUGUGCAGCACACUCUGGAGGAGCGGCUGUCUAUGUACCAGACUGCACUGAAGAACGCUAAAGCAGCAGGAGAAGCCUCUAAAGUCAGAAGACUAGAACGUGGCCUUAAGUCUCUCCAGUCCAUGCUAACUGCAUUGAAAAAGGGCAGAUCUGUGAAUGAGGCAGAUAUCCCUCCUCCUGUGGCCACCGGAGCUGCACGGCCGCCUCCACCUGCACCCACAUCCCCGUCAGAGGGCACCGCUCCUGUGGAAGAGUCCGAGCCCAUGCCCCCCUCUGCGGCAGUACCAGAGAUCACUGUGGAGACCAGCCCUGAGGAGGAGCAGCCGCCGUCUUCUGAAUCUGCGGCUAGUUUAAGUGCACUACCAACCCCAGAAGAAGAGAAAACAAGUCAAGAACAACCACAAGACAGCAAAACAAAUGCGAACGACGGCACGAGGACGAUGCUUUUGGAGAGGCAGAGAGAAUACAAGAUGGCUGCUUUGAGAGCCAAGAAAGAGGGGGACAAGGAGCAAGCUAUGCAGUUCUUCAGGAUCAGCAAGGGCUUUGACGCCGUGUUGGAGGCGUUGGGGAGAGGAGAAUCGGUGGACCUCAGUAGUCUCCCACCAUCCCUAGGACAGGGCUCUGGAGGAACCUCUGCUCCUGUGAAAGGCCGUCCUACUCGAGCUGCUCCACCACCGCCCUCUGCUGCUCCAGCUGCCCCCUCUGUCCCUGCUCCUCCCAAAGACGCUCUGGAGGCUCUUGAACAGAGAAAGGCUAAAUAUGUGGAGGCUUCAGCUCAGGCCAAAGCCAACGGGGACGACCGCAAAGCCCGAAUGCAUGACCGCAUCGCCAAGCAAUAUCAGAAUGCCAUUCGAGCCCACAAAGCAGGAAAAGCUGUAAAUUUUGACGAGCUCCCGGUCCCUCCUGGCUUCCCUCCGAUCCCCGGACAAAAGACUCCAGAGGCAGAUCAGGGGAUAGUGGCAGCACUGGAGGCCGCUCACAAACUGGCCUCUGCGGACGUCAACCAAACUGCAGAAGACGACGAGGGAGAGGAGCAGGAGGCAGAGUCAAAGCCGGAGGAGCCCAAAAAGCCACUACUGGACCUGCCCGCAGCUCCACAGAAGAAGAGGACCCCAUCUCCAGACCGAAGAUCUCAGAAGGACGCACUUUCUCCAACAUCGGAUCAGGUGGAGACGUUGGAGAACAGGAGGAAGCAGUUGCUAAAGGCGGCUGUUCAGGCCAAGCAGAAGAACGAGCUGGACCAGGCCAAGGCUCUGCUGCGGAAAGCCAAAGCACUGGAGCCCAUGAUCGAAGCAGCUCGAGCGGGAAAACCUAUGAACAUCAGCCAGAUUCCGUCGCCACCCGGUGAUGAGGACGACGACUUCAUCAUGAUUCACCACAGCGACGUUCAGCUCUCAGAGAAAGCAGAGGAAAUCUACGCCCAGCUCACCAAGAUCCUACAAGAGCAGUAUGAGAAAUGUAUGACUCACUCCAAGCAGUUCACUCAUUUGGGCAACGUCAAAGAGACAACCAAGUUUGAGAAAAUGGCGGAGAGCUGUAAGAAGAGCCUGGAGCUGCUGAAGCUGAGUCACAGUCGAGGGUUACCGCCUCCAAAACACCACUUUGAGGAGAGGGCUUUUCACACCGUGGGUAUAUUCCCAGAGCUGAGCAGUACAGAGAUGGUGGUCAUUAUUGUCAAAGGGAUUAAUCUACCUGCUCCCAGUGGUAUCCAAACGAAUGACCUCGACGCCUUUAUAAAGUUUGACUUCCCCUACCCCAGUACGGAGCAGGCACAGAAGCACAAAACAUCUGUUAUUAAGAACACAAACUGUCCAGAGUACAAUCAGAGCUUCACGUUAACGAUAAACAGAAACCACCGAGGGUUCAGGCGCCUGGUGACGUCGAAAGGCUUAAAACUGGAGCUGUUUCAUAAAGGUGGUUUUCUGCGAAGUGACAAACCGAUCGGGACGGCUGUGGUCAAACUGGAGGGUUUGGAAAAUCAGAGCGAAAUCAGGGAGAUUGUGGAGGUGAUGGAUGGUCGUAAACACACCGGGGGUCGUGUGGAUGUGAAGGUCCGACUUCGAGAGCCUCUGAGUGGGACAGAACUGCAAACCAGCUCCCUCAAGUGGCUCGUUAUCGACCAGGUCUAGUUUAAACCUGCUGCAAGAAACAAGUUCAAAUGAAAGAUUGAACUGAUCCAAUCGAACUCAGAGAAAGAGCCCAACACUGUUCACAGGUGUGGCUCCUGUUAGACUUUUGCACAUUGAGACACAAACUCCAACAACAGAGGACUGAACCGGGUCUGUACCAGAACUGGACUGGACCUUGAGGGUCUAGGUCUGUACCAGUGUUGGGGAGUAAUUAAUGGAAUGAAGGAGAGACACAAAAAUAAACAGUUUGAAUGCUCAGAAAACAAGUCUUGACAAACAUUUAAAGCCUUUGAAAUGAGCUAGAGAUUUUAAAGUGGGGCUAAACACUAAAUUCGCAAUCUGAUUCUUGAAAAUAGUGUUUUCUGCCCAACUAAAUACUAAAUAGCAGAAUCUUUUAAAUAUAUUUCUAAACUGGUAGUCCUGUACUAACUUAAAGUGGAACUAAACAGUACAUACACUUUUUUGCUGCUGAACUGUGUAUAUGGUGUUUUAGUAUCAUUGUCUACUGUUCCUAGUCAUUUUUGGCAGGUACAUUUGCAGCUUUCUGGUCAAAAACACCUAAAUCUAAGUUUGUGCUGCCUUCAAUGCCUUCGUAUUAAUAGAGAAAACCACGGAAUGGAGGAGUAAACAUGAGGGAGGCUUCAGGAGCUGACGUCAGUGGGACUUCCUCACCCAUUUUCUGCAGAAUUGAGGAGAAGGAAGCGAGGAAAGAGAAAUGAGAUGCAGCCCUAGUUCUUUUUGAAGUUGCAGUGGUUUCUAACAGGUCUUUGGUUAAACUCAGUCACUAUAUUUGAAGAAACCUGUGAAAUCCAACUCCUUUUCUCUUCCCUUAAACUGGGCAUUGCCUCGAGGACUAAACUUUUAGCUUGGUGUUUGGUCCCACUUUAAAAAGGUCUAUAUUACUCUAUUUUCAGGGCUGUUAUAAUGUUGUUUCCUCAUCACAAACAGACCUGGAGUUGUGUUUUGUUUCAUUCACAUGUUUAACACACAAACCCUGCAUAUUUAAAGACACUCUUAAAACACUGUUCACUGCAAAUUUCUCUGAUCUGGCCAAGAUUUUAAAAGUUAUAUCAGGUUAUUUAUCUUGUUUUCAGAUUUCUUAUCUACUUACUAGACCAGAGACUGCUUCAUUCUAGUCUACAGAUUGUUAAUUUUACUUUACACAAGUUAUCUUAAAAUAAUCUUGCUGCAUGGACACAUAAUUACACUACUUUUGAGUUACUUUCUGAUAGAUUUAAGCGUUUAUCUCUUAAGUUUUGGCCAAGCUUUUUUGCACUGUUCCACCCUGUGAUUACUUGUGUUAAUACAGGAGGUGCUCCACUGUGUUUUUAAACUCCACACACCUUCACUACAACCAUUUGGACAAUUUCAGCCCUGGAAUUGCCAAUCUCUACUGACCUAAAGGUAAAAGGAGCUGUUCACUUGAAAACUACUUGAAGAUCUAGACAGACUAAUGAUGCAGGAUUACUCAGAUGUGUGUAAAUGAACCCAAACACAACUCCAGGUGUGUUUUUCGAUAUGAGAACAACAUUAAAAAUAUGACUAAAAGCUCACAAGUGUCAGUGGGCUCUAUUUAAGAAAAGAAAGACGUUUAGAAAGAUGCGAUGACAACUUUCGGUGUAGUUCCUGACACUGGGCUCGCUGACUGACUGUGAUAAAACCCACUGAAAGGUUGUACAGAGGAUUUUUUAAGGGAAGAAAAGUACAGCGACAGUCCUUGUGCAUGCGUGACACCAUCGUCCUCCUCCACAGCUCCCUCAGUAGAAACGCCUCCUCCCGCCUCUUUACAGCCAGUACGUGUUCAGAAUUACUGUUGAAGUGACCUGUCUAGAAGUAAUUUAGCGACCGAUGCAUCUGUUUUUAGACCCUUUGUCUGCUUCAGUCGCUGGAAGGAAUCUCCAAGAAUCACCUCAGUUUGAUUUUGCUCCUUUUCGCUUUCUCCUUUCAGCAACCGUUUGAAAAAGCCUCUAAGAACCGCUGCAGAAACCAAGUAAUCCCCGCACGCUGGCGAGUCAAUUACACGAGGGCGUUUGACUGACAACCUAACAGCCAAUAGAAAAUGAGGCAGCCUCGUUUUCUAUUGGCUGAUGUUUAUCUGGCCUCACUACAUCCACAGAUGAUAGAUUUUCAUUCUUUUUUUUUUUGGUCAUCAUAAUUACAAGGUUGCUGCGUCUCUGUAAUGGUAUUUUAAACUUUCAUUGACAAUUUGAAACAAAAAAAAAAAAUCCUCCAUACAACCUUGAAGUAAUUAUGUGCUGUUUGGAAUCAUCUUGAAUUUGACACCUCGUCUCUUCUUAUCGCAUGUACACAGUGCUUGCGGAGUUGUGCGUCAGUGGGGAAAUAAUGAAAACUGAGGUAUGAUUCUAAUUGUUGAUUAGCUGAACAUAACGGAACACUACAAUGACAUGGAGAUGAAGAAAACUGGGACAUUUUCAAAUUUUUUCGAGAUUUUGUCAGACUUCCUACCACGAAUAGAGCUUGCGGAAGUUGUCAUCGCAUGUUUCCAAACGUCUCCCUGAUUUGUGAUGUAACGUGAAUAGAGUCAAUUCUGUGUAAUAUAAAUGUGUGAACAGAUACAAACAGACUCCUGAUCUUCCUGGACUGUCUCUGUUUGAAGGAGUUUGGUGUCCGUUUUAGCUUAUCCUGCUGCAACGUUAUUCCGCACAGUCUAAUAAUCGAAUUCAUCUGUCUCCUAUGUAAAUACACUAUGCACUAAGCCAAAGUCAAUCACUGUUGCUGAAAUGCCUUGAGCUGCUGCUGCUGCUGCUGCUGCUGCUGCGGACCGCGCUGUCUGAAGUCUGAACUAAUAAUAUUACGUUAAAUCGAUGUUCUUUUAUUGUGUCGUGGUACGUCGGAGCGGGGGGCAUGCAGCUGAUACGUUUACAUUUGAGAUCCGAUUUUGAAAGUAGGAUUUAUGUGGUACUACGACUUCACAAAUCUGAUAAGAUGUGCAGCGGUUUUAUUAAAGUGGACCUGUUACGCAAAAAAAUCGACUUUUCAGAGGUUUUAAUCAUGUUGUAGUUGUUUCCCCUCACAUUUUUCUCACCCGAAGUUGUAUUUGGAGUGAUGUUUGAGGAAACUUUAUUUUCAAGACGCCAUUUCGCCAAUCAAAUCGUUUUCACCUUCAGCGGUACACGCCCACUCCUCUGCACUUGCGUUUUUUCUUAAUCAGUGAUACAUAUUUGACACAUUUUGGUACGAACUGAAAAAACAAACAAAAAAAAAAAACAAACUAGCAGCUAUCCAUUGGAGGUGCUGGUUCAGGGUUCCCACGGUCAUGGAAAUCUAGGAAAAGUCAUCAAAAUUUACAUCGUUAUUUGUCCAGGCUUGGAAUAUUCAUGGCAUUUUACCAUCUUCUUUCAUGCAACUACAGCGUUCUGUUAAUCAUAAUAGUCUAAUGAGAACUUAAAAAGACGACAAUAAAUGCACUGACAGUAUUUUGAAUGUUAAAAAACUAUAACACCAAACCAUAAGGUGAGUGGAAAGGGUUAACAUUUCAUAUUUAGCCCUAAACAUAAUGCUCAAUUCUACACAAGUAGGUGCUGUAAAGUCAUGGAAAAUUCACUUGAGGUCAUGAAAAUGUCAUGGAAAUGUUUUGAAAUUGUGUCAGUGAAAAAGAGUGGGAACCCUGUUUGUUGUGAUGACGCCAACUCCCAUUGGGCACCGCAUUUUUCUAACACGGAAAUCAGCAGUUUUAGAUCAUGUUGCAAUUUAAAAUGUCCAAAUUCUAACAUAACGAUCCACGGGUGUCAUAGAUUAUCACGAUAUAGCAAAUGCAUGCACGAUAGGUCUUCUUUAACGAAAUGCACGCCGAUUGUAAUGUGAUAGUCACUCCCCCUUCAGAGCACUUAUCACUCUUACCACAUGAAUCCUACUUUAAAAAUCACUUUAUAAUAUUACAGGAGCAGUUUGCCAAGGAGAGAACUGUACAGCUAAUAGUAGAAAUGGUACAGUGGUUUUUCUAUUUGAAGAUGUUACUUUUCUGGAGGAGGGUCUGCUACCUACUUGUCUCUGUUAAAAUGAGAAAUAUUCCACAGUAUCUCCAUGGAAACAAGCAGGUCACGUCACCAAGCUAAGACACUUGAUUAAAAGCCCUACUGUGGAAUAUUCCUGGCAAAAUUAAAAAUACAAUCCCACAGAGUCGAGCAGGUGCUGAAUCCCCCACCGGAAAAGUUAAGCAGUGUGACCUAAAAAUGUUUUUUCCAUGCACCUUUGUUUUCCAACUGUCACUAAACUUAAAACAUAGAAUUUUAUCUGUCUAAAAACACAAUUAAAUAUGUAUUAAAGCUAAUUUUUCUGUCAGACUGCCCUUAUAUUACAAAUACUAGGCUUAAAAAGGACCAGCUCACCUAAAAUAUGUUAUAAUUUUUGUUUUAUUUUUUACUUCUGAUGCCCACCUUUAUCACAGAAAGUGUAUUAGCUCUACUAAAGCUGGGUUCUUAAAAUUCACAAGUUGUGUUUACCAAAUUACCCUACUACUGUUUUUCACUUAUUGUAUUCUCAACAUAUUUAGAAAUUUUGAAGGAUAAAAUUUUAAUUGAAAUGUUUUCGUUAAGUGUUUGCGUUAUUUUUCUUUUAAAGAUUCUCUAUGUAACUCCUGCUUUGUUUUGUUUCUAGUGAGAUGUCAUUGCCUUCCCUAGAAUGUUCCAGUUUGGUAUUAAACUUAUCUGUUUCCAUGGAGACCAGAAUCCCCCUCAGCCUAGUUUCAGGUCAGAUCUGUGGAAAGGCGACCCAUACACAAUAAUAAUGCUAAGGAAUUUUCACAUUUAAUUGAAUAGAUGGAAGAUAGAAGACGUUUAAUAUUACACUGUGGAACAUUCCAGGCAAAGUACUAACAUGUCCAUGGAGACAAGCAGUUGGCAGAACCCUCCACCAGUAAAGUUACAUAGUGUGUCUUUAAACAAAUUCAUAUAUGUUCUAUUUUCGGAGCCAUACAGCCAAGUCUUUGUACCUCAGAAGUUGAACUAUCUAAUUACAGAUGUGAGCGGUCCAUACAUUUCUAUAGUUCUCUUCAGUUAAAUAAAUUGCAUAUUACUUUGCCAUAGUGUAGUGUUUUUGUUUAUUAUUUUAACAUGUUUACAAAGAUUAAGGAUGUCACUUACACAUGAGGUAAGGUUCCACCUUAUAACAAUAUAAUGGUGUUUUUAUUUUAAGUUCAAAAACUCUCACAAAGCCUGUUCUUGUAAUGUGGAGCCUUAUUUUGAAAUGUGUCACUUGUAAUGAACCUGAACUGACUUAGCUGUAUCAAUAAAUAAAUACAUAAAUAAAUAAUGUUAUGGUUAA
Molecule: messenger RNA, 8032 nt
Organism: Boleophthalmus pectinirostris (great blue-spotted mudskipper)
Lineage: Eukaryota; Metazoa; Chordata; Actinopteri; Gobiiformes; Gobiidae
Gene: cc2d1b
Product: coiled-coil and C2 domain containing 1B
Exons: 26
Coding region: 161-2749 (862 amino acids)
Biological process (GO): regulation of transcription by RNA polymerase II
Cellular component (GO): nucleus
Molecular function (GO): DNA-binding transcription repressor activity, RNA polymerase II-specific; RNA polymerase II cis-regulatory region sequence-specific DNA binding
Source: RefSeq, a predicted model, not a curated record